GUUAGACAAGCAGUAUGGCGGAAGAAGAGAGUGAAUUGGAGUUAGACAGGUUCAAGAAAGCUCUGGAGAGUUUGUUACACAGCAGUGCGAGCGACGAACACGGACCCCAGAGCAAGAACUACUGCACCAGGUUUUGUGAGCUGGUUGAAGAAAACACAAGCCGAUGGCAGGUCCCCCUGCCACAGCUGCAGGUUCUGAGGAGUGCCCUGUGUGCUUUUGUCCAUGGUGCUGCAUUGUUCCCUUCUGAUUGUGAACAUGUCCGCUACACUUUGAGCAGUCUUGCCCUGAGUGUCUUUGAGCUGCUGCUGUUUUUUGGGAGAGAUGAGUUCCCUGAGGACCCUUUAAAGGAUAUUCUGGAAUCGUUUCAGGAAUGUCACUCAAGUCUGGUGAGGUAUCAAAAUGUGUACCUGCUCCAGGUUAGGCAGAUCAUCAAAGAUGGAGGGCCUUGGACGAGCCCUGUGCUGCGAGGUAUCCUAAAGGAAUUGGAGCAACCACAAGUGGAGGUGGACAGAUAUCUGAGCUCUGAGUUGUCAGUGUUCUUUGAAUUGCGGGUGCGUUAUUUGCUGGCCUGUGAGCGAACCCGGGAAGCCAUGGCUUUGGCGCAGACAUGUAGUCAGCACCCAACUACAGGUCGGCACCUUUUCUUCAAGCAGGCCUACCUCUCUUGCCUGUGGAAGGCCUCUCAGAAAGAACGACUGUUCAAGGAGAUGGCAGAAAUUGAUGGGAAGGAUGCUGUGGAGAUCCUCUGCAUUGCAGAGAAUGAGGAGAAGGAUCAUUUGCUUCUGGAACUAAGCAGAGGAUUCCUUUUGCAACAACUCAGGAGUGGAGACAUGUACUACCUUUGGGAUUUGGUCUUCAUUUGGUGUAACCUAUACCUCAGAGUGAAGGCCUCCAAACAGGACCUUCUAGAAGAAUGCAAACAGUUGAUUUCAUCAGCCACCAACAUCAAGUCAGUCUUUCCAUUUAUGAAGGUGAUUUUAGAAGAGCAUUUGGGGAGAGAUGGCUUGACAUUUUGCAUAGAGCUCUGUGCCCAAGCCCUUCAGACUGACCUCAAGAACGAUCCCAUCACCAAGUCUCUCAUCUAUAAAACCAUUGCAUACCUGCUCCCAAGUGACCUGGAAAUUUGCAGGUUAUGUGCCUUGCUUGUGUUCUUUCUGGAGCGCACCGUUGAGGCCUACAAGACCGUGUUUCUCCUGUACACCCAUCCUGAUCAGGAGUACCACCUGGACACAAGUCCUGUUGGGAACCAUGUUCGCUUUGAAGUCAUUCAGAUUCUUAAGAAGGGCUUGUUCUUUGACCCGGAGUUCUGGAGCCUUCUUAACAUCAAAACAAACUGUCUGAAGCUUAUGAGUGACAAGGUAGCCAAAGCUGCCCUCUGUGAAAUAAUGGAAGAAGAUAAGUGGGUGCCCAAUUACUGUGCUAGAGGUCAUUGCAAGUGCCGUGCUGAGCCAGUUGUCAAAUCAGUGGCAAAGCCUGGUAGCACAAAUACAGAGGAAUGCGGGACCACCCCUGCUGGUGAUGCAUCCUCCAAGCUUCUUCCACCUAAGAAGAGGGGGAGGAAACCAGGAUCGCAAAUCACUAAGGAUCUGGAUCCCUUUCCUGUUCGGCGUUCUUUCAGACAGUUGGAUUUGGCGCAAAACCAUGCCAGGCAGCUGAGUGGAAGACGCCAGAGGUUUCUCAACAGGCAGGCAGAGAUGAAGACCCUGAAACGCAGGGGUCGGAAACCCCGCUGGCUCUUGGAUGAAUUGGCUUCCCAGGCAGAAAACAGUGUCCCCAGGCAAGGCAAGAAACCAGGGCGGAAGCCAAAGCAAUUAACUAUAAUGAAGGACACUGCCAUCGAUACACCAGUCAUUGAAAUCUCAAUGGAAUUUUCUUAUCCUGAUAAUGAAGUUGACCUCCCUGCUGAUGUUAUGAGUUGGUCUGUCUCUACCAUGGCUUCUUCCUUGGAGUCCAGAUUUGAUGAAUCUAAAUCUCCAUGUCAGGAUGCUCCUACACAGCCUUGUGAUGAGACUUCAAUUUCUCAGUGUCGGUUACUUUCAAAGGAAUCUGCACUUUCAUGGAGAGAAAAAGCAAAGACCACUGAAGAGUUUGUGUACCGUGCACAGGAGAGCAUUGCCUUUUUGAGAAAAUUUCACAACUAUGCGAAAGUGCCUGAAGAAAAUUCAGUUGGUGCCAUUGAUGACAAGGUAGUUGUGCCAGCUCCCCAUUCUGCUGAACAGGAAACGCACUCAGAGGUUCCUGCACCAGUAAAGAAUCAUCCUAGUGAACAAGUGCAGUUAAGCACAAAGGUUGAAACUGAGGUGACCUCAUUUACCCCUGCUGUAACACAGAAUGGCUCUGGACCUCUAGAGGGCACUGUUGAUGCAAACGAGACAUCUGUUUCGGAGGCGCAUUCUGUUCUGCAUUUGUCAUCAGUUACACCUGUUGAGGAUGAUACGGGCCCAGAGAACUUGGUCAACAUGUUGCAGAAUAGCACUGUUCAAGUAGAUGAAGCAACUAGCUCCAUGGCUGACACUAUUCCUAAACCUGAAAAUGCACUAGAAAUAGCAGCUGACAUAAUGUCUUUUCUUGAUAGCACACAGAACAAAGGUACUGAUAUCUGCCCAUCUGAAAGUGGGUUUGAAAAAGCAACUGACAAUGUUUCUGCCCCCCAAAAUUCAUCAAAAACAGCCAACACUACUCUUAUUGCACCCCAAACAACAACUGACACUAUUUCCACCCCUGAAAGAGAGCCCAAAGUUCUUGCAUCUGCUGUUCCUAAAGAAAUUCUACAUGUUUAUGAAAUGCCCUCUGUAAUUUCAGGUGGCCCCAAGACAGUUGCAGAAGUGAAAGCUCAUGAAGUAGUGGUGCGUCAGACAACUGAAGAUGAGCUGUCUUGUAUUAGACCUCCAGUAACUAACAGUUCAGCUCCUGUGUCCAGUCCUCAGACUGUCCUGCGACUUGUACAUUGCUGUGGGCUUUGCAAUAAGGAAUAUAGAAACUCGUCGAUUCUGAGACAUGCAUUUUGGCAUUACCGGCUCGAAAGGAAGUGUAUGUUUUGUCAGAGUUUCACUUAUGUUCAUGGUCCACUGUGUCAUUUUAAGAAGCACAUCAAAAAAUUAAAAGAUGUUAAACGACUCCCUGAGGAAAAGAAGAGUGAAGGUUCACCUGAGCGAUCUGUGAAACCUGAUCAGGCAGUACAGGGGACAGUGCCAAAGAAACCAAGGCCUGGGCUUGCACAGAUAAAGUCAAAACUGCUGAUGAGGCUAAACUUUAGAAGAGAGGCUGCACCUCCAAAAGCAGACAACAACGCAGAUACUGACAAAUGUCAGUUGAAGCAGAGUUUAACGACGACAUCUGCAUCCACUCAAGAGCCAGAGGAGGAGAAAAAUAAUAAGGAGAGCACUCCUAAGAAAAAGAUCAUAUACUUGACGAGAGGUUUAGUUAGAAAGUCUCAGUCUAAGGGAAGGUUUCUUAGGAAACGUCUUGCUAGAAAAGCAAAAACUAGAACAUUAAUGAAAGAGAGAGAUGUUUUGGUGACUAAGGAUGGUCCAGCUCACCGGUUGAAUGGAAUAAACCGGAAGAAGCAAAGGAUGAAGCGUGUUCAGGAUGAGAGCAAUCAUGCAACUAAUAAAAAUGUACAAGCAACAACAAAACAUGAAAACAAACAGCAAAAGACUGAUAUGGUGGGAUCAGAAGAAAAAAUGGAAAAUAAAAUUAACUGUGAUGGCAAUACCAAACAAGAUAAAGCAGAUACUAAUACAAUAGGGAAAAGCUUGAAUUUGUCAAAAUCAGAAGCAAAAGCAAAGUUGUUGCAGAAAUCUGGGAUAAAUAAGAAAAAUAGUAGACCGGCGAAGCAAAAUGAGGGUGCUAAAAUGGUAAAGAAAAGAAAGGUAGAUGUUGGAACAGAUGAACAAAAACAGACUGAAGGAAAAGAAACUACUCAGCCCACAAAUGAACAGAAGAAAUUUGAAGCUAGUGUAGUAAAAACAGCAAAACAAGAAAAUGGGCCAGAGGCAGAAUCAAAUGAGACCUCCCAAUCAGUGCAGAAGAACAAAAAGCCGAUGAGAGCUGCUCCAGCAGUCGUCAGAUGCCCUGGGGAGACAUGCACAUUCAGUGCAAGGCCAGGGCCUGUUCUCUCACAUGUACUUAUCCACCAUCCUAAUGAUACCAAAGCCCUGGAGUUCUUCUAUGACCUUGCCAAGGAAAAGUGUCUUUUCUGUGGCAGAAGGAUCUGGACCCCUCAGCACUUUUUUGACCAUAUUGUUUCUCAUCGUGGUAACCUCAAGCACCCAUGCUAUCAUGUGGAUUGCAAGGAGAGAUUCAAAACCCGACUAGAGCUUGGCGACCACAUGCUGAAAGACCAUCAGCCACUUAAGGCAGUUUGCUGCUUCCCUGGAUGCACAGUGCAAGUUUCCAACCCAAAGUUCUUGUAUAGUCAUGAAAGGGGACAUUACAGAGAGGUCAGGACGAAGGAUGUGAGCAAAAAGGACAAAUCUGUAAAUUCCGAAGUUCUACCUGGUAAAGAGGUCGAUGAGAUCAGUCCAACAGCUGCAAGCCCAAAGAUGAGCCUUGUAGAAAUGCAACAAAUGCCUGAAAGCGUGAAGACGGCCGCUCCGCAAAUGGAGUCACUCAAAAGUACAGAAAAGGAAAGCAGUGCUACACCUACUAAAGUAGAGGAUGAAAUUCCUUUGACUUUAAAUAAAGGUUCUGUGAACUAUACCAGUAAGACCCCUAGGCUUGUCAAUGGCCACAGUGAGCAUGAACAAGAAUCUCCUGUUAAAACCCCUGCGUUGGCACCGAAAGAGCAGGAGACAGAUUUUGGAAAGGUGAGCACAAAGCCCUUCAUCCGCCCUCCCCCUUCAGCAUACCUGGAUGAACUGUACAUCAGCAUGCCCAAACGCUGGAAGGGGCCCCAGGUAGGCUCAAAGGGCUCCAGUGCCAGUGAGGUCAGCCCCAUUAAAAGACAGGUCUGCCCCCGAUGCUCUGCAUCCUUCAACAGAGAGGAAGAGCUGCAGGUGCACAGAGAGAAGUGCACGUCCCUCUUCGGCUUUGAUUCGGAUGAUGAAAGUGCCUCUUGAAGAAGCUGCACUUUCUAUUAGAGUGGAGGUCCAGGAGACUGAGCUGAUGUGUUGUUGAAAGCUGCUAUUAACAUUCUGAAGAAUGUGUCCUGACAGGCCCCGACUGAAAAGGACCCCAUUUUGAGCAUUUAAGUGUAAAACAAGCUAACCAUUUGGAGUACAGCUUGUUUUAUCUCUUGGACGUUUCCCUUUAUCAGGUUUUUUUUUUUUUUUUUUUUUCUGCCAAGCUUGUGGUCAGUGGACUUGGACGUGGAAUGAAAUUCUGAACUAAAGUUUUUGAUGGAUAACUUCAGCAGCCAGACUCCGUGUUCAACGUGAUUUACACCGCUGAGGAUGUUCCAGGGAUUGACUGAAGUGUCUUAGUAAUAAAUUGCUUGCCAUGCAAAUGAUACAUUUGUUUAAAAAGGAAGAAAGGAAGUUUUUUUUUUCAAGUAGGAGUUUCCUUCCAAUGCUGUGUAACUGAUAUUUGAUACUUCCUUGGCUUAUGGUGUGAGCAUCCAGUUUAGAGGCUGUUUCAGCCAGACUGUUCAGUGCCAAGAGGGUCGUCAGGAUUCUGCUUCAGUCUCUGCAAUGUGACAUUGGUUUUAGGAUGUGCAAAGAAUGGACUUAAUUGUACUGGCUGUGCAAGCCACAAUUUUUUCCGGCAUAUUUGGAAUGUCGGCUUAAUUAUUUGUGAAUAGUUACAUCUUUUCAUCACUAAUUUUCACUAACUUUUGCUCUCAAACAUGGAUGUUUUAGAUUCUGAACUCUAAUGAGCAGAUGUGGUGCUCAGGGGUUGUCUGAUUUCUCCUUGUAAUUUUUGCCUUUUGUAUCCUACUGAAUAUGAUUUUGUGGAUACAUGGAUGCAGACCUGAGUCUUGCAGGCUUAAUGAAGGACAAAUAGAACUGCUGAAAUAGUAAUCUAGACGGGGUACAACCAACACAGCCAAGCUGUUUCUUUGCCCUUCGAACUCAAGAUAAAUCUAAUAAAAAGGAAAGUGCUGCGUUACUCGCACAACUUCUUAGAACAUUGAUGUUACAUACAUUUCUGUUGCACUUCUCUUUAAAUUCAAGAGAAGAAAACAACUGUGUCUCAACGAAGGCAUAUCUGGGCUGUUCCGCAUAGGAGCAGUGACUUACUUAUUUAAUUUAUUUUUCUUUUUUGUAUCUUAUGUAAAUGUUUGAAAAGUUUGAAUGAUAUAUAAUUGGGAUGGGUUUAUAUAUCAAGAGGUUUUUGUUCUAAAAAAAAAAAAAAUAAAAUACCUAUGAGAAUGAAGCUGAAUGUUCUUUUAAGUUUGUCAAAAUGAUUCAGUACAGCAUAGCCUUUU
This is a messenger RNA of Pygocentrus nattereri (red-bellied piranha), 6367 nucleotides long. It is a transcript of the gene znf654, whose product is annotated as zinc finger protein 654. NCBI's taxonomy places the organism in Eukaryota, Metazoa, Chordata, Actinopteri, Characiformes, Serrasalmidae. The transcript has 9 exons. Gene Ontology annotation, biological process: regulation of transcription by RNA polymerase II. Gene Ontology annotation, cellular component: nucleus. The coding region runs from base 15 to 5060 and encodes 1681 amino acids. The record is from RefSeq and is a predicted model, not a curated record. Gene Ontology annotation, molecular function: DNA binding; DNA-binding transcription factor activity, RNA polymerase II-specific.